Molecule: messenger RNA, 864 nt
Organism: Haemonchus placei
Lineage: Eukaryota; Metazoa; Nematoda; Chromadorea; Rhabditida; Trichostrongylidae
Source: the annotation of a GenBank genome assembly
AUGAGACCUUUAUCGUUGAAAGGUCAUGAUCGUGCUCUCACUCGUGUGCGAUUCAAUCGUGAAGGAGAUCUACUAAUUUCUGCGGCUAAGAACAAGCAGCCAUGCUUGUGGUAUACGGAAAACGGUGAAAGAAUAGGAACCUAUGAUGGUCAUAAUGGUGUGGUUUGGGAUGUUGAUGUGUCGUGGGAUACAGCGAGACUGGGAACGGCGUCUGGAGAUAAUUCGAUUAGGUUCUGGGACUGUGAGACUGGCGUUGUGCUACACACGAUCAACACUCCAACUCCUGCGAAAUCAGUAAAUAUUUCGUUUUCGGGUCAUCUGCUUGCGUACACCACUCAGAAGAUGACGAAAAACCCAUCAGUGUUGUGCGUAGUGGAUACACGAGAUGAUCAGCAAAUGACUACCGACAGUCCUCUGUUCCGAACUCAUUUUGAGUUUGAUAACUCGGCGACAAUGUGUGUUUUUAGCGGAGCCACCGAUUGUGUCACCGUUGGAUUCGAAAAUGGUCACUUAUUACAAUACGAUCUGAAAACUAACGACGUGCCAUGCUUAUCCAAUGAAAAAGCUCAUAGGCGACCCGUCAAUUCUGCCUGUAUCUCACCGAUUCGUGAUCAUAUCUGUCUUGGAGGAGGAGAAGACGCCAUGCAAGUAACACAGACAGCUGUAUCUGCUGGCCAUUUCGAAGCAAAACUGUAUCAUAUGGUGUUUGAGGAAGAGUUCGCUAGGUUCAAGGGUCACUUCGGACCUAUAAAUACAAUGGCAUGGCAUCCGGCGGGUAACAUUAUUGCAACCGGUGGUGAGGAUGGUUACGUACGUGUGCAGGAGUUCGAUGACGACUAUCUUGAGUUCAAAUAUGAUUAUUAA